This is a messenger RNA of Psammomys obesus (fat sand rat), 2952 nucleotides long. It is a transcript of the gene Sh3d19, whose product is annotated as SH3 domain containing 19. Gene Ontology annotation, molecular function: protein binding. NCBI's taxonomy places the organism in Eukaryota, Metazoa, Chordata, Mammalia, Rodentia, Muridae. Bases 182 to 1318 code for a protein of 378 amino acids. The transcript has 11 exons. The record is from RefSeq and is a predicted model, not a curated record.
GGAGCAAGCGAGUGAAUCAGGCUUGGUACAAGGCCCGCCCAGGCUGCCACCAAGACCUGUGCAUGGAAAAGUCAUUCCAGUUUGGAGGCCUCCUAAGGGGGCCCCUGAGAGACCACCGCCCCCUAAACUCUCUGCAGCCAAAUCAAGCAAAAGCCUGCCUUUCAGUCGGUCCUCGUCCGACAUGGAUCUUCAGAAAAAGCAGGGCCCCCUGGUGUCUGGACUCCCAAAAGCCAAGAGUCAGGUCUUUAAAAACCAAGAUCCGGUGCUACCCCCUCGCCCCAAACCGGGACACCCUCUUUACAGGAAGUACAUGCUGUCGGGGCCCCGCGGCCUGGCCAGCGAAGACGCUGCCUCCCCGAGCCCCGCGGAGCAACCCUGCAAGCCCUGCUUCCCCCAGGACUCGGGCCACACUCAGAAGCCUGCUGACAGCGGGGCUCCUCACGCUCUGGUUCUCCAUGACUUCCCAGCAGAGCAAGAUGAUGAUCUGAGCCUCACAUCUGGAGAAACUGUUUAUCUUCUGGAAAAAAUAGAUACAGAAUGGUACAGAGGGAAAUGCAGAGGGCAGUUCGGCCUGUUCCCUGCCAAUCACGUCAGAGUCGUGGUUGAUAUUCCAGAAGGAAGAAGUGGAAAAAGAGAAUCAUUUUCAUCUCACUGUGCUAAGGGCCCACGGUGUGUUGCUCGGUUUGAAUUCAUUGGCGACCAGAAGGAUGAGCUGAGCUUCUCGGAGGGAGAAGUCAUUAUUCUGAAAGAGUAUGUGAAUGAGGAAUGGGCGAGAGGAGAGAUUCGAGACCGAACGGGGAUCUUCCCCCUAAACUUUGUGGAACUUGCUGAGGACCCCCCCACGCCUGGUGCGGACGUUCUGAGCACAAAGGUACCACCAAAGACCAAAAACGAAGAGCCCAGCUCCAGUUCUGAGGACAGCAGCCCUUGUGGGGAGUGGUGCAAAGCUCUUCACAGCUUCUCGGCGGAGACCAGUGAGGACCUGCCCCUCAGCCGCGGAGACCGCAUCCUGAUCCUCGAGCGCCUGGACUCUGACUGGUACCGGGGCCGGCUGCACGGCAGGGAGGGCAUCUUCCCGGCAGCCUUCGUGCAGCCCUGCCCAGCUGAGGCGAAAAGUAUGGCUGCUGCCGCGCUGAAGGGGAGGAAGGCCAGAGCCCUGUAUGACUUCCUGGGGGAAAACGAAGAUGAACUCUCUUUCAAGGCCGGAGAUGUAAUCACAGAGCUGGAGCCCGUGGAUGAGGCCUGGGUGAGCGGAGAGCUCAUGGGACGGUUCGGCAUCUUUCCCAGGAGCUACGUCCAGUUUCUGCAAGCCAGCUGAAGUCCCGCCUGGCUGUCCCUUGGCGGGAGAACUCACUUGAACAUUCACUUUGACUAUCAGAUAUUUUGCACUAUUUUUUUAACAGAAAGAGAAGCAUCUAAGACAUAUGUGGCACCCUAGGAUUUGUGAGAGCAGAAAGCUUGUAGCUUGGGCGCUCGGUUCGUAGAAAGGCCUACGUUCUCCACGUGCUCGGGAAGCGGUAGGGGGAGGGCGGGCAGAUGCACACUUCCCGGGGGAAGCUCCUGGUGCCGGCCUGGGAGGCUCACGCCUGGGCCCACACACCUGUCCCCCAGCACACGGAACUGACCGUGCUCUUCAUUGCCACUUUAGUGUAAAAGGAGGGCGUCUGACAGUCUAGUUGCCUGUCAGGACACGGGUGGUAAUCAUUCGUUUUUGAUAUUCAAAUGAAUUCUAACAGCUUGAGCACACGGGGCCAGUUCCUGCUCAGGACAGACAGUUUGGUGGAACAUUUACACGCAGGUGGGAGAUAAGUUCAGGUUCCCCCAGAUGUUCCGGUGUUUCCCAGCAUUCCCCAUUUGUCCAGGGACUUGAAGGGGUCAAAAGAACCAAAACCACCCCUGAGACUCUAAUACAACUAACUCUUCGUAGACCUGCCCUCGGCUCUCCCGCAGCAAAUGCCGUAUGUUAACAGGGUUAUUAUAAAGCACACUUUCUGAAUCUGCAAUCAUUCCUCUGACAAUUACUGGAAGCCAAAGGAAAACUCAUUUUCUUUGCAUUACCCCAGUAAUACAUAAAAGCUGUGUCUUGUUAUAGUAGUGCGUUAUGAAUCAUGGAUAGUAUCUUAGAGUUACAGAGCAAAUGAUAAGAUGAAAACCAGUACCAAGCCCCUGUCGCUCAUUUCUUCUCACUGUAAUCAGAAGGAAAAGUACUUUAAGAGGACUGAAGGCCUGGCGCAGUUCCCUCCCCCACACCUGGCACGCCCCGCCCCCACCCCACCCCACCCCCUCAUCUCUUCACAACUAGCCCAGUAAAUACAAAACCACUUUCCUGCGUCCACGGUCACACGUUCUGAGUUUAAAAAGUGGUUCUUGCGUGACUGAGUCGACUACGGUUUACAAACUAAAGCCAAUGGAUUGAAGACAAUCUUCCUAACAGAUCGGUGAGUUAACAUUUCACGGGAAUGUGAGACCGGCGGCUCGUGGCUUCUCCUGUUAGCUCCAAGUGCUGGACCCCUUCUCGGUUUCUGUUCUCCCCACCCCCACCCCGUUAUCCAAGAGCUGGCGGCCAGCGGCUCCCUGGGCAUGCGGCUUCUGUAAGGAAGUAGCAUUUACUUUGUCUUUGACUCAGUUUUCCACCCCCGGCAUGUGACUGCAUUUGACUUUGGAAUUUAGGACCUGGGGUUUGUCCUACAUGUUUUUGGGGUUAAGAAUGUAUCAGGAAAGUUCUUGUAAAAUUUCACUCAAAUUGAUUUUAUGAGAAUGGGACUGCUUAAAGUGUUACUCAUUUUCAGCAAGCAGGGCCAGGGGUGUGGAGCGGGGCAUGGAUUGUGUCUGCCUGUGGGGUCUCAGCAUUUGUUGAAGAAGAAAAUCCUCUUAAAUGCCGCCUUCUGUCCGCAGUGGCUGUGUAUCUACUUGACACUAUAAUAAACCUGAGCUGAACUUUUCAGUCCCUGA